UGGCAAAUUUUUCUUGACCGUUUUCUUGAGAGCUCCAUACAGGCCUUAAGGAUCUAAAGUUAUAGCAAAACCGUCUUAUAAAUCGCGGUUUUCGGAGUAGCUCAUUCAGUUUUUGCAAUAAUGAUUUUUUUUUUUCAUUUUGUAAGGUCUUUAGCGUCCUAUUUUCAUAUUAUGCUGCCGGAGGGAGGAUCUGAAAUACUUUAGCAAAAUGUAUGGAGAAAAUAAGGCAUCUAAUGUAUAUGUAUGUACGUAUUGAGGUAUACCCCGACCGUCCGUUAUCACGCCGCCCCGAACCACCAAGGAAAAAAAUCCUCCUUUUGUUCCUGCUGCAAAAAAAAAUUAAAAAGGAAAAAAGAUUAAUAUUCAAAAUACCAAACCAAACUUUAUACCACAAAUACAAAAUGCGACCCUGCCUAAUGUACACUAUAUUUGAAUGCUACUAAACAAAAUAGAGAGGCAUCAACCAAGCUACACACUUCACAAAAUAUCAGAAUUCUCUCACCUGAAUUUCGUGUAAUCUCACCAAACUUUCACAAAAAUCCCACCUCCUUGCUAUGCUUAUCACCACAGUUUAUCUCGCAAAAAAGCCGACCUACCUAAUGUCCCAAAUAAAUGGAUUUACCGUGCGCAAUAACAAUACGCCGGGCAAAACUAAGGCAGUCUGCACACGAGGCGUAUGGCGUUGUAAAAAUGACGGACGAAACGAUAAAAUUCGUGCAAUUAAUAGAAAAAUAUCCCCUCAUUUAUAAUAUCACGCUGAAGGAAUGCUCUCGAAAGGAUUUAACGGAAAAAGCUUGGUCAGAGAUUGCUGAAGUGAUGAAAUGGUCAGGGGCAGAAUGUAAGGAGAAAUGGAAGAAUAUACGGAAUGGAUUUGUCCGGAGUUUAAAACCGUCUCCCAGUGGUUCUUCGGCAAAAGCUAAGAAGCCCUACUAUUUUCGAGACAUAUUGGAGUUUGUUUUGCCGUAUGUUCGACCAGUCCAGCAUUUGGAACACACCGCAAACUUCGAAAUAAAGGAAUCUGAUGUGCACCACUACGAGGAAGUAGAAACAACUGAAGAUGUUGACCACGGCGAUAUUAAUGUAGUGGCUGAAAAACGCAAUCAUGCCUUUGCCACUCCUUUAUGUGUGGAAAACAACAAAAAAAGGAAGAGACUUGGAGAAGCAAAGGAUGAUGUUGAUUAAAAAGUUGAAAAUUUUGAUGAAAAAUUGCUGAAUUUUCGCGCGUUUUGCACAAAG
Molecule: messenger RNA, 1236 nt
Organism: Rhagoletis pomonella (apple maggot)
Lineage: Eukaryota; Metazoa; Arthropoda; Insecta; Diptera; Tephritidae
Exons: 2
Coding region: 613-1182 (189 amino acids)
Biological process (GO): regulation of transcription by RNA polymerase II
Cellular component (GO): transcription regulator complex; nucleus
Source: RefSeq, a predicted model, not a curated record